UUCCGCCGCGCGCAUCUUCAAGUCGGUCACCCUCGCGCUCAACAAAUCGACAGACCAACCAAGCCCGCGAGCUCAUUAAGGAAGCGCCUUUGCUUCGCUGUUUCACGUUGCAGCGCUAGAUGCCGGUAAAAUAGUUUAGUAACAUGUCAAGUCACGUAAACUGUGAACGAUGUGAGCAACAGCUGACGGAUGACUGCGAGUAUGAGGCAGAGGGCUCGGAGUCAUUCACUUAUUCAUCGACCAUAAAAGUUGAGUAUUAUAGGUUGUUUGAGUAUUCUGUGACGUGGAACCUACCUAUGUCUCCCAAACGCUCCUCCAGACAACCAAAGUCUUCCAAGAAGAGUCCCCAGAGAAGUCCCAGUCCAAAUGAAGAAGCCAUUCAGCGCAUGUGGAGGGUUAAGAGACCGAGGACCCGGCUGAGGGAGACAGAUGCUGAUGCCAACUCGGUCAAUACAGUUGAGACGGAGGACCUCGACAUCAUAGACCUCAUCAACAGGUCGACUGACGCAAGGCGUGUCGCAGAGAAGGAAGACUUACAGUUUGUAGAGGUGACGGAUGAUGGACUUGAUGUUAUGGAUGAGGACUGUGACUCUGUCACCAGCAGCAUCGCCUCCGGUCCUUCUCACCGACACAGCAGUGUCUCGCACGAGAAAGUGAGGCCUUCACGGGGCUUGUGUUCAGCUUGUAAGACUCUCUAUCAGAAGACAGCCAAGAAGAAGGCACCACUUAAAAAACCUCCCUUAGACAACAAUCCCGAGUCCCUGACAUGUGACCAGUGGGUCCUGGUCAAGAGCUGGAGCUCGAGGAGGCUGCCUAAUGCACGAGGGAAGCUUUUGAUGUGUGUGCAGCGGCUUAAGGAAAGACUUGCUGUCCAGAAACGUUCAAAAGAAACUGCGCAGUAUCUGGUAGAGUCAUCAGCCUGCUCCAACCCACACACUUUCCUUCAGAGGAACCUUCGCCGUCGUAUUAGAACGCCGGUGAAAAGGAGGAGGAAGAACAGGAGGAAGAGGACCAGAGAUGGUUCUCAGGGUCGUCGGGCCACCAAGCAGCAGCGUCUCCAUAGCAACAAUCAGGGCCGACGCGUCAGUAUUAGCCCGACCUGUGGAGACGGUGGUGCUCCGGAAUUUGACGAUCUCAGCGAUCAAGAAGUCAACAAUCAAGCAGAUGCAAAUCUGCCUCCCGAAUUGAUUCCCUCUGCGGUCACCGUGGAAACCACUAACGGAGAGGUCCCACCCGAGCAGAAGGCACCAAAGACCUGGGGUUUCAGAGUCUUGCUUGCCCAGUUGCGUGGCAACAGCAGCAUGAUCGUCCGAGAAUAACGCCAGCGAGGUGACGCCGACAUCUUUUUAAGCUUCUUGCGUUCAGUAAAGUUUUCCAGCUCUAAAGUAGCUUUUAUUUGUUUUUUUUUCUCUUGCCAGGCUAUAAUAAAUAUGUUCUUAUUAGUAGUCUCUAAGUUUACCUGAAAGCAUAUGAAUUAGAUUAUUUAUUUAUUUAUUUACUUGAAUUUCCAAAUAGCAUUUAUUAAGUUUCAUUCAACAUGUGAAUAAUUCUGUAUCACUAGACAUGAUCCAAAAAAAAACAUAUGAAUACUUUCAGUAAGAUUAUCCAGAAGACUGGAGCUGUGCCCAGAUUACAUAUGACAUACUAACGCAAUUAAAAGUGACAACAUUAAGUCUACCAGGUUUCUGUACGUUGUUUUGCGUUAUUUAUUCCACAAUGCAGUUUGAUUUCUGACAGGGUACAGGUGCAUAAUUCCUUGGUAGAAUGGAAUCUUUUUUGUGUAUAUUGCCUGCAAAUACUUUAUAUAUCCUACAGUAUAUAUUUAUUAAAUACUUUGAAUUGGAGACACAGUGUAUUCCUGUGCUCUGUAUGAAUUAAACCACUGUUCUCCUUGAAUCUUAAAUUAAUAAAAAUUCCACAUAUCAGUUUGUUGAAAGUUCUAAGC
This is a messenger RNA of Pungitius pungitius (ninespine stickleback), 1945 nucleotides long. RefSeq lists its product as uncharacterized. The transcript is spliced from 6 exons. Lineage: Eukaryota; Metazoa; Chordata; Actinopteri; Perciformes; Gasterosteidae. The record is from RefSeq and is a predicted model, not a curated record. The coding region runs from base 144 to 1319 and encodes 391 amino acids.